AUGAUUGUUAUUCCUUAUUUCCCUAAAAUUAUUUCCAUUUUUAUUAUUUGUUCAAUCACUUUGGUUGAAUCGCUCAACUGUCCCUUAACUCCAAAUCCUCAUGAAUCCCUUCAAACAUUUAUUAUUCAACUCUCCUCAACGGCCUCAAGAGAUGUAAUAAAUAAUCAUUAUGCAAUGUUAAUAUCUUGUUUUAAUAAAAUUAUUAGUAAUGAUUUCACGAUUCAAUCAAGCAAUCCUAGCAUUAUUAAAGAUGUCAGUUUUGGAUCAUUCAUUUGCUACAUCGGAAAAUUUGGUCCUAGUGAUGCUGCUAGAUUGGCUCGUUUACCUGAGGUUGCUAAUGUAGAGCGUAAUAUAAAAUUUAAUAUUAAUUCAAUGCGAACUCCCACUACUGAAACUUCUACAAUUCCUAACAAUCUGGAUCGUAUUGACCAACCAAGCCUUCCAUUGGAUGGAAUAUAUAAUUUUCCUAGUAGUGCGGGUUCUAAUGUAAAUGUUUAUGUUGUUGAUACAGGUAUUAAUGUAAAUCAUACAGAAUUUGGAGGACGGGCAAUAUUCGGUCCUGUUUUCUGUGAAGGAUGUCCGCCUUACGAUGAUAAUGGUAUGUCCAUAGGCUUUUUUGAUACAUCAUUCGUUUUAAAUAAUGCGACUGCAGAAGUAGGUUUAAAGGGUGUCCAUGUUGUUCUCGCUGCUGGAAAUUCUGCAACAAAUGCUUGUUUAUUCACACCGCAAUCAGCACCUAAUGCAAUAACAGUUGCAGCUACUGAGACUAAUACUGAUAGCAUCACAGACUUUUCAAACUUUGGAAUAUGUGUUAAUAUCUUUGCACCAGGUAAUAACUUAAAACUUGCAUUAACGGCGGACUUGUGGAAUUGGUCACAUGGCAUAUUGCAGGAAGUAAUUUGCACAAAUAUUACUGCAGCCGGUAAUCGGUCAUCUACAGAUUUAAUAGCAUUUACAGGAACCAGUCAAGCAUCCCCUCACGUUGCUGGAGCAGUUGCUUUGAUUAUUGCAUCUAGCGGAAAUAAAUCUCCUGAUGAAAUGAAGAAAUUCCUCGAUGACAUAUCUACAAAAGAUGUAGUAACGGGUUAUAUUAUUGAUACUCCAAACAGAUUUAUACGUGUUCCACAUUCUUAA
Molecule: messenger RNA, 1134 nt
Organism: Racocetra persica
Lineage: Eukaryota; Fungi; Glomeromycota; Glomeromycetes; Diversisporales; Gigasporaceae
Source: the annotation of a GenBank genome assembly